Messenger RNA from Trametes versicolor FP-101664 SS1, 961 nucleotides. RefSeq lists its product as uncharacterized. The record is from RefSeq and is a predicted model, not a curated record. Bases 51 to 761 code for a protein of 236 amino acids. Lineage: Eukaryota; Fungi; Basidiomycota; Agaricomycetes; Polyporales; Polyporaceae. The transcript has 3 exons.
GUGUCACUGUUCUCCGGUUAUUAUUCUGUCAAUUUCGCUCGUGGAGGACCAUGUUGGACGUAGUGUGGGCUUUCCCGAACCUCGCCACGUUGGAGCUAAUGGGCUGCGAAUUCAAGUACGCACGCCUUUCUACCUGGGUCGAAGGACCGGAGGAUUUACCGGCAAUUUGCAAGUAUUUGCGAGCGUGUCAGAAGCUCACCGAGCUAACACUGGGUCUAAAGGAUAGCCCGGCGCCGCCGUCAUUCACCGGAGCCGUAUUCGGCAAUGCUGUUACGGAGUUGUACGUCAAGCUUGGGAGACUGUACUGCGUUGGCUUCAGCCGCUUUCUCGGCUCGAACUCGUUUCCUUGUUUACGCUCAAUCGCGAUUCAGGUCGAGUCCCUUGAAGGAGCCAAUGUCCCAGUCCCCGGCGAGCCAUAUCUGCACACCAUUGCAGCGACUCGCACGGUGCCGGAUAUCCUAAAGAAGAUCGUGAUCUACCGUGGCGAUCACCACUGCGAAGUGGACACCGAGUGCUGCCAGGUAGUCGUUGGCACGAGCGAGGAGGUUGCCGGCUCCCCGCAGCGGCUGUCGGCGCUCUUGUCUGGGCUGGAGGAGCUCACCAUCCGCUUCACCCGUGACCGCAAAAGUAAAGACCCGAGCCCGUGCGCUGCAUACAUUCAUUCUGUUCUACCUAGCAUGCGUAAAGUCCUUCGAUUUGAACAUCGCGAGGCCCAUUCUGGAGGUCCUUGGAAGGAGUACACCUUACCACUUACCCAGUGAUUUGCCCCCAUCGCCCACCAUACAUACCCCUACUCCUAUUCGAGUUCCCUACUUUCACGCUGUUGUCUAGCUUGGUAUACCGACUCGCCAUGUACGUGACGCCGCUCCCGAUGACUUUACGGUAGAAUUUUCCACAGUAUGCCUUGGACAACACUCCAUGCUAUACGUAUUCCCCCUUCUCUAUGCCACAUAUGCUCGCC